Alosa alosa (allis shad) is the source of this 3124-nucleotide messenger RNA. It is a transcript of the gene eya2, whose product is annotated as EYA transcriptional coactivator and phosphatase 2. Gene Ontology annotation, biological process: positive regulation of DNA repair; multicellular organism development; cell differentiation. Gene Ontology annotation, molecular function: protein tyrosine phosphatase activity. The coding region runs from base 492 to 1922 and encodes 476 amino acids. The transcript is spliced from 15 exons. Gene Ontology annotation, cellular component: nucleus. The record is from RefSeq and is a predicted model, not a curated record. NCBI's taxonomy places the organism in Eukaryota, Metazoa, Chordata, Actinopteri, Clupeiformes, Clupeidae.
CAGCUGGAUCAUUUAUUUAACGUCUCCUCCUUGCGCGUCUCUUCACCAGUACAAACGUUUUCAGAGGAGCGCGGGAACUAAUGCGCAAUUGUCCUGGCUAUUAAUGCCGUGUAAACAGUAAAGACAAGUUCGUUGACUGUCAUGUCAAACCUUCAUUUUAGUUACAGAGAAUAUAACAGGGUCAGCGUCGAAGCAGAUCAGUGAAUGCAUGCCUUUGUGGCGGACGCCACUCAAGGUCUCGAAGAAACACCGUCCUUAGAGUUGUUCCCAUAUCAGUGGAGUUCUUCUCUCGAAACAACACGAAAAAUGGACAGGCUACUUGUUUGAAUGUUCUGUCUAAUCUUCGACUGCAUUGCCACUUAACUAUGGAAAGCUGACAGCAAGAAGCUGUGAUAGUUCAAGAAAGAUAAAAAAAAGUAAGAAUCUACCCUGAACCUACAAGAGAUACUCGAAUAAAGCAUCAUUUCGACAAGCAGCUGUCUGGAGCAGUCAUGGCAGCCUAUGGACAAACGCAGUACAGUCCCGCUCUUCAGCCUGCGGGGCCGUAUUCAGCGUAUACCCAUCACACCCAAGGCUACGGCAUGCCUUCCUACAACAUUAAAACAGAAGAUGGCCUGAGCCACUCGCCAGCACAGAACAGUCUGCUGGGCUACACGUCUAACUUCAGCAACACGCCCCCGAGUCAGGCGCUGUACAGCUACUCCACGCAUGGAAGCAGUAUUUCUUCUGGAAUUUUCCAGGGAGCCAACCCAAUCACAGGUUCAACGCCGUUCAGUCCGACCCAGCAGGACUUUUCGGCAUACACCACAUACAGCCAAAGCCAGUACUCCCCAUACUACAACACACACUACAACAGCCCGUACCUCACUGCCAGCAACAUCAGCCCCACAGCCCUGGCCUCGGCUCUGCCCUAUCAGCAUCCAGAGCACCCGGCCGUGUCCACCAAUCACAGUCCAGAGUCACACACAGGGGAAUACCAUCCCCCACCCAGCCCGCCAACUCCAGUGAAGGAUCAUGAGGGGGUUCCUGGCAGACGGAAUUCAGACGGGAAACUGAGGGGCAGAAAGCGGGCCAGUGACCCAGCGCCCCCCCUCGACUCAGAUAUCGAGAGGGUGUUUAUCUGGGAUCUAGAUGAGACCAUCAUCAUUUUCCACUCUCUACUCACUGGGACUUUCUCCACACGAUUUGGCAAGGACUCUGCCAAGGCUGUUUCGCUGGGGCUGUGGAUGGAGGAGAUGAUCUUUAACCUGGCUGAUUCUCGACUCUUCUUUAAUGACCUGGAGGAAUGUGACCAGGUUCAUAUCGAUGAUGUGGCUUCUGACGACAAUGGACAGGAUCUGAGCACGUACAACUUUGGCACAGAUGGCUUCCAGAGCCCGACGGGCGGGGGCACGCUGUGCCUGGGCUCAGGUGUGCACGGCGGGGUCGACUGGAUGAGGAAGCUGGCCUUCCGCUACCGGCGCGUCAAGGAGAUCUACAACACCUACAAGAACAACGUGGGAGGGUUAUUGGGAAGCCCUAAACGAGAGGAAUGGUUACAGCUGAGGCGGGAGAUGGAGGUUCUGACAGACCUGUGGCUCACACAGGCACUGAAGGCUCUCGCUCUAAUCAACUCCAGGCUCAACUGUGUGAAUGUGAUGGUCACCACUACACAACUCAUUCCAGCCCUAUCUAAGGUCUUGCUAUAUGGCCUGGGUUCCGCAUUCCCCAUAGAGAACAUUUACAGUGCUACCAAAACAGGCAAAGAAAGCUGUUUUGAGCGCAUUACCCAGCGGUUUGGUCGGCGCGCAGUGUAUGUAGUCAUAGGGGAUGGAGUGGAGGAGGAGACUGUGGCCAAGAAGAAGAAUAUGCCUUUCUGGAGGGUGACAUGCCGAGCGGAUCUGGAGGCCCUAAGUCAUGCACUGGAGCUGGACUACCUCUAGGGGGCAGCAGCCGUUGGACACCCUGCCUCUACGCCUAUCCCAUAUCCCUAUGAACUGCAGCGGACCAACAUAGACGUGGCCAGGCAACAUCAAUCAUGAUCCAAAGCCAAGAAUAUGGGACCAAUCUUUAUCUCAGCAGGGAGUUGCAAUAUUACUGGAAAUGUAUUUGUUUCAGUUCAGUCCAAGAAAAAUACCCCCUUCUCCCUCACCAUAGACUCCUUUUUUUCUUUACUUUUUUUAACUGCAGCACAUUGCACUGAAAAUAAAAGCCCUUCUCAGAUCUUUCAGUUCACGGUUGGCGGUUAGAGUGUCACAUAGCAUGUUUAUUCUUUUUUCUAAUAAGUUUGGAGGAGAGAAUAACCAUAAAGUAAAACCAACAAGAAACUGACCAUAAGCUGUUGUUUAUAUUAUUAGAUACUGUAACUCCAUUAAAAGACAUGAUUUGUUAGAAAUAUUACAAGAAUACUUAGAGAAUUGCUUUAUUGGUGGGGGCACAGUGUCCUUCGAUGCCAGUAAUGUAGAUUAGAAGAAUGAUUUGGAUACCAAUGAGAUUUAUAUGGGAUCUCUCAAUGUAAAUCAGUAACAUAAGGGAUGUAUAUAGAGUAGCCAUUUUAAUGUAUUUAAAUCGAAUCACAUGUGACAAUCUGCUGGUAUACAGACUAUGUCUUAUCACACAAUAGUUGACAGAAAAUGUAUUAAAAAAAUACACAGCUAAACAUGAUAAAUAAAUGGGCAGUAAAUAAAGCAUUUUUGUUUAAUAAAUACGAUUAUCAGUAACAAUGCUAAACUGCCCCAAAUUAUACUGUUUGCAUUUACAGCCUGCAUUUCUCUGUUGUGGCACAGAAAAUGUGACACCAAUGUUAAACAAAAAUAUUUUGAUAAUGACAGAAAUAACAUAAAUUGCAUCACACAACCUUUUUUUAUGACCAUAACAGACCCUGUCAAUUUUACAAGGCAGGAUUCUUCACCUGUUUGAGUAUUUCAGAACAGAAAGUUUUUGAUGUAUAUUUCUUGUAUUGUUCCUUUUGUUUUCUGAGUGAGAGUUGAAAUAUAACCUGUGUGUUAUUAAAUGGUAUGAUCGUGUCUGGAUUUGCAUGUGUCCUAUACAUGAUCAGAUUAGCUAUGAUUUGUAUAUAAGGUUUUAUUGAUAAUUUGUUCUGAUGGGCAAUUAUUAUAGAAUAAUAAAACAUAAAUUAAGUGUA